GAGCAGAGGAUGGGUUGCACUAGCCAGGCCAGGAUAGGGGAAGGGCCUGUGCAAAGGCCCUGAGGUAACUGGGGGAGAGGAAGACAGCAGAGGAAGGUAAAGGAGGCAAGGAAGAAGAGUUGCUUGUGAUGCGAGGGAGGAGCGGGGCCAGGCCAGGUAGAGGUGUGUCGGCUGUGGUCUCUGUCCUAAUCAGAUGAGCAGGGGAGGAGAGCGGUGGCCCGCAGUGGCUUGCAUUAACAGCGAGGGAGCGGAAGGGUUAGGAUGGCUGAAGCCACAGGCCUUAGCGAAUGCUUGGUAGUCAGAGUGAAGGUAGGAGGGGUCCUGGCCUACCCAACUUGGGGGACAGUGAGCCCCCACUGGGCGGAGACAUGGGUGAAUGGUCAGUAAGGGAGGGAGACCACUUGUUGAGUUGGGCAGGUGAGCUUGGGGUGCUGUGGGGUGGAAGCCCUCCCUGGCCUCUAGCCCAGUCCUCCCAGCUCCUUCCCUUCCGUGGCCCUGGUCAUUCCUGCUUCAUGCAGAAGGGCUGCGGUUGUCCAUAUAAUGGCCCCUCUAGGCCUGGUUUCUGCUGCGGAGCUGGCACAGGCAGGGGCUUGGUAAACAGGGAAAAACAGGGAAACUUGUGAAGACAGAGACCUGGACUCCAGGGCUGGAGAUGCAGCCUCGGGGCUGGCAUUGUGACCUGGCCACUCCCUUCCCUCCUUGGCUCUGUGUCCCUUUCUGUGAGAUGCGGGUCAGAAGGGUCCAUGUGUAGAGUCUCUUUCAGCUCCAAGGUUGUACUCUGAUCUAUAAUGGGGGUAUCAGAGAUUUCUGGGUGGAAGCCCCUUCCUGUAACAAACACAGCUGGCCUCCCCAUCCAAGGCCCAUCUCUGCUAUGAAUAAGUGAAUGCUUGUGAGCAAGAAUGCACCAACAGAGGAAGCUGGAGGGCCCCUGCCAGUCCUCUCUGCCGGAUCUGUUCCUCGCUGUCUCCUCUCAGCCAGGAGCUCUCAUGGGCCUAUGGUCAGGAACAGCCAGAGAGGCCUGCAGGGCUGGGGAGGGUGUCGCUGUGGGUGUCUUUUUUCCUGCAGGAGCUCAGCUUCUGGCCAGGGGAGGAGACACUGAAUCCCAUACCAAGCAGGGAGUGGAAAUGCACUGGUCGGACCUGCCUCUCACGCAGUGGAUCCCCUGGCGGCAACCGGAGACCGGUUCUCCUACCCGCAUUCCGCCGAGCUGUGCCCAGGACGCACAGAUGAGAGCGCUCCGCAGACUGAUUCAGGGCAGGAUCCUGCUCCUGACCAUCUGCGCUGCCGGCAUUGGUGGGACUUUUCAGUUUGGCUAUAACCUCUCUAUCAUCAAUGCCCCGACCUCGCACAUUCAGGAAUUCACCAAUGAGACGUGGCAGGCGCGUACUGGAGAGCCACUGCCCGACCACCUAGUCCUACUUAUGUGGUCCCUCAUCGUGUCUCUGUAUCCCCUGGGAGGCCUCUUUGGCGCACUGCUUGCAGGUCCCUUGGCCAUCACGCUGGGAAGGAAGAAGUCCCUCCUGGUGAAUAACAUCUUUGUGGUGUCGGCAGCGAUCCUGUUUGGAUUCAGCCGCAAAGCAGCCUCCUUUGAGAUGAUCAUGCUGGGAAGACUGCUUGUGGGAGUCAAUGCAGGCGUCAGCAUGAACAUCCAGCCCAUGUACCUGGGGGAGAGCGCCCCUAAGGAGCUCCGAGGAGCUGUGGCCAUGAGCUCAGCCAUCUUUACCGCCCUGGGGAUCGUGAUGGGACAGGUGGUCGGACUCAGGGAGCUCCUAGGUGGCCCUCAGGCCUGGCCCCUGCUGCUGGCCAGCUGCCUGGUGCCUGGGGCGCUCCAGCUCGCCUCCCUGCCUCUGCUCCCUGAAAGCCCGCGCUACCUCCUCAUUGACUGUGGAGACACCGAGGCCUGCCUGGCAGCACUACGGCGGCUGCGGGGCUCCAGGGACUUGGCAGGGGAGCUGGAGGAGCUGGAGGAGGAGCGCGCUGCCUGCCAGGGCUGCCGUGCCCGGCGCCCAUGGGAGCUGUUCCAGCAUCGGGCCCUGAGGAGACAGGUGACAAGCCUCGUGGUGCUGGGCAGUGCCAUGGAGCUCUGUGGGAAUGACUCGGUGUACGCCUACGCCUCCUCUGUGUUCCGGAAAGCAGGAGUGCCGGAAGCGAAGAUCCAGUACGCGAUCAUCGGGACUGGGAGCUGCGAGCUGCUCAUGGCGGUUGUUAGUUGUGUGGUAAUCGAGAGGGUGGGUCGGCGCGUGCUGCUCAUCGGCGGGUACAGCCUGAUGACCUGCUGGGGGAGCAUCUUCACUGUGGCCCUGUGCCUGCAGGUAGCUGGGGUGGAUGAGGGCUGGGGGGUCCAGGCCGGGCUGACUUCCACCUCACCCCCACCCCGUCCACGGCAGAGCUCCUUCCCCUGGACACUCUACCUGGCCAUGGCCUGCAUCUUUGCCUUCAUCCUCAGCUUUGGCAUUGGCCCUGCCGGAGUGACGGGGAUCCUGGCCACAGAGCUGUUUGACCAGACGGCCAGGCCUGCUGCCUGCAUGGUCUGCGGGGCGCUCAUGUGGCUCAUGCUCUUCCUGGUCGGCCUGGGAUUUCCGUUCAUCAUGGAGGCCUUGUCCCACUUCCUCUAUGUCCCUUUCCUUGGUGUCUGUGUCUGUGGGGCCAUCUACACUGGCCUGUUCCUUCCUGAGACCAAAGGCAAGACCUUCCAAGAGAUCUCCAGGGAAUUACACAGACUCAACUUCCCCAGGCGGGCCCAGGGCCCCACAUGGAGGAGCCUGGAGGUUAUCCAGUCGACAGAACUCUAGUCCCAAAGGGGUGGCCAGAGCCAAAGCCAGCUACUGUCCUGUCCUCUGCUUCCUGCCAGGGCCCUGGUCCUCACUCCCUCCCGCAUUCCUUUGUUUAAGGAGUGUUUACUGAGCACCCUUUGUGUGCAGACAUAGCUCCAGGUGCCUAGCAAUCAAUGGUGAGAGUGGUGUUCCAGGCUGAAGGUAAUUAACUGACAGAAAAUCAGUAACAACAUAAUUACAGGCUGGUUGUGGCAGCUCAUGACUGUAAUCCCAGCACUUUGGGAGGCCAAGGUGGGAGGAUCAAUUGAGGCCAGAGUUUGAAACCAGCCUAGGUAACAUAGUGAGACCCCCUAUCUCUACAAAACAUUUAAAAAAUUAGCUGGGCAUGGUGGUAUGUGCUAACAGCUCUAGCUACUCAGGAGGCUGAGGCAGCAGGAUCACUGGAGUCCAAGAGUUCAAGGUAGCAGUAAGCUACGAUCACACCAUGCCAGACUGGGUGACAGAGGGAGAUUUCAUCUCUUUAAAACAUAAUAAUUACAGACUCAGGAAAUGCAGUGAAAGAAAAAUACAGGUUGGCCAGGUGAGGUAGCUGAUGCCUGUAAUCCCAGCACUUUGGGAGGCCAAGAUGGGAGGAUUGCUUUGAGACCAGGAGUUUGAGACCAGCCUGGGCCACAUAGUAAGAUCCUGUUUCUACCAAAAAAAAAAAAAAAUUAGCUGGGUGUGGUGGUAUAUGCCUGUGGUCCCAGCUACUCAGGAGGCUGAAAUGGGAGGAUCACUUGAGCCUGGGAGGUCGAGGCUGCAGUGAGUCCUAAUUGAGCCAUUGCACUCCAGCCUGGACAACAGAAAGAGACGAUGUUUCAAAAAAAAAUAAAUACAGGUUGUAGUGGGUAUGGGUAUGCAUACCAGGAAGCCCGCCCUAGUCUGAGAGGGGAGUGGUGAGAAAAGAAUUUUCUGAGGAAUUGAUGUUUUUAAUCAACUUUAUUGAGGUAUAAUUUAUACAUAAUCAACUGCAGCCAUUUUAAGUAUAUAUUUGGCGAGUUUUGAGUUUUAAGUAUAGUUUUGGCGAGUGUAUACACUUGUGAAACACCACUGCAAUCAAGAUGGAACAUUUACCCUGCCCCAAGGCACCCACAUGCCCGUGUGCUAUCAAUAACCACCCCAGCUCCAGACCCGGGGAACCACUGACCUGCUUUCUGCCUCAAUUAGUGAAAUUUGCCUUUUUUCAGAAUCUGAAGUCAUUCCAUACUGUAUGUACACAUUUGUGUCUGGCUUGGCUCCAGAUAAAGUUUUUGGGAAUCAUGUAUGCUGCUGCACGUAUUAGGAGAGACUCCUUUGUAUUGCUGAGUAGUAUUCCCCUCUGUGGCUAGACCAUGAUUUAUUUAUCCAUCUUCCUGUUGGUGAACAUUUUGGCUGUUUCUAAUUCUUGGCCAUCAUGAAUAAAACUGCUGUGAACGUUCCUACAAAAA
Symphalangus syndactylus (siamang) is the source of this 4240-nucleotide messenger RNA. It is a transcript of the gene SLC2A11, whose product is annotated as solute carrier family 2 member 11. Gene Ontology annotation, biological process: dehydroascorbic acid transport. Gene Ontology annotation, molecular function: D-glucose transmembrane transporter activity. Gene Ontology annotation, cellular component: plasma membrane. Lineage: Eukaryota; Metazoa; Chordata; Mammalia; Primates; Hylobatidae. The record is from RefSeq and is a predicted model, not a curated record.